This is a messenger RNA of Merops nubicus (carmine bee-eater), 2631 nucleotides long. Its product is annotated as villin-1-like. Gene Ontology annotation, cellular component: lamellipodium; cytoplasm; actin cytoskeleton. Gene Ontology annotation, molecular function: phosphatidylinositol-4,5-bisphosphate binding; actin filament binding. The record is from RefSeq and is a predicted model, not a curated record. NCBI's taxonomy places the organism in Eukaryota, Metazoa, Chordata, Aves, Coraciiformes, Meropidae. Gene Ontology annotation, biological process: actin filament severing; actin polymerization or depolymerization; regulation of lamellipodium morphogenesis.
AUGGUCGAGCUCAGCACCAAAGUCAUCAGAACGCUCAACAAGACCACGCCGGGCAUCCAGAUAUGGCGAAUCGAGAAAAUGGAGAUGGUGCCAGUGCCCACCAAAAGCUAUGGCAACUUCUACGAGGGGGAUUGCUACGUCCUGCUGUCGACACGCAAGACUGGGAACGGCUUCAGCUAUGACAUGGGUGUCCAGGACGAGCAGGGGGCAGCUGCCAUCUACACCACCCAGAUGGAUGACUGCCUGGGCACAGUGGCCGUGCAGCACCGUGAGGCCCAGGGCCACGAGAGCGAGACCUUCCGUGCCUACUUCAAGCAGGGACUCAUCUAUAAGAAGGGUGGUGUGGAGUCGGGCAUGAAGCACGUGGAGACGAACACCUACAAAGUCCAGCGCCUGCUGCAUGUCAAGGGCAAGAAGAACGUGGUGGCAACAGAGGUGAGUUUUGCGAUGUGGAGGUGAGCUGUGGAGGUAUUCCUGUUGGAUCUGGGCCAGCUCAUCGUCCAGUGGAACGGCCCCGAGAGCAACCGAAAUGAGAGGCUGAAGGCGAUGACCCUGGCCAAGGACAUCCGGGACCGGGAGCGCGGGGGCCGUGCCAAGGUGGGCGUGGUGGACGGUGAGGAUGAGGGCGCUUCGCCGGGGCUCAUGCAGGUCCUCACCCAUGUGCUGGGCGAGAAGAGGGACAUUAAGGCAGCCACCCCUGAUGACAAAGUGGACCAGAAGCUCAAUUCUGCCCUCAAGCUCUACCACGUCUCCAAUGCCAGUGGGAACCUGAUCAUACAGGAAGUAGCGAUUCGACCCCUGACUCAAGACAUGCUCCAGCAUGAGGACUGCUACAUCCUUGAUCAAGGAGGUCUCAAGAUAUUUGUGUGGAAGGGCAAGAAUGCCAACAAGGAGGAGAAGCAGCAGGCGAUGAGCAGGGCACUGGGCUUCAUCAAAGCCAAGAACUAUCCAGCCAGCACCAGUGUGGAGACAGAGAAUGAUGGGUCUGAGUCGAGUAUCUUCAGGCAGCUCUUCCAAAAAUGGACCGUCCCCAACCAGACCAGUGGGCUAGGCAAGACUCACACUGUCGGCAAAGUGGCCAAGGUGGAGCAGGUGAAGUUUGACGCCACCACGUUGCACGCCAAGCCCCAGAUGGCCGCCCAGCAGAAGAUGGUGGAUGACGGAUCCGGAGAGGUGGAGGUCUGGCGUGUGGAGAAGGGGGAGCUUGUGCCUGUGGAGAAGAGGUGGUUGGGCCAUUUCUAUGGCGGCGACUGCUACCUGGUGCUCUACACCUAUUUUGUGGGGCCCAAGGUGAACCGCAUCAUCUACAUCUGGCAGGGCCGACAAGCCAGCACAGACGAGCUGGCCGCCUCUGCCUACCAAGCUGUCAUCCUGGACCGGAAGUACAACGACGAGCCUGUGCAGGUCCGCGUCACCAUGGGCAAGGAGCCGGCCCACCUGAUGGCCAUCUUCAAGGGCAAGAUGGUGGUGUACGCGGGUGGCACCUCACGGGCAGGUGGCGAGGAGCCCGCACCCUCCACCCGCCUCUUCCACGUGCAUGGCACCAAUGAGUACAACACUAAGGCCAUCGAGGUGCCCGUCCGUGCCUCCUCCCUCAACUCCAACGAUGUCUUUGUGCUCAAGACCCCCAGCUGUUGCUACCUCUGGUAUGGGAAGGGCUGCAGUGGGGAUGAGCGUGAGAUGGGCAAGAUGGUAGCUGACAUCAUCUCCAAGUCAGAGAAGCCAGUGGUUGCAGAGGGACAGGAGCCUCCUGAGUUCUGGCUGGCCCUGGGGGGCAAGUCUCAGUAUGCCAACAGCAAGAGGCUACAGGAGGAGAACCCCUCCGUGUCUCCCCGACUCUUUGAGUGCUCCAACAAGACAGGCACCUUCUUGGCCACAGAGAUUGCAGACUUCACCCAAGAUGACCUGGAGGAGGAUGACGUGUACCUGCUGGACACCUGGGACCAGAUUUUCUUCUGGAUCGGGAAAGGCGCCAACGAGUCGGAGAAGGAGGCUGCGGCGGUGAUGGUGCAGGAGUACCUGCGGAACCACCCCAGCGGGCGCGACCUCGACACCCCCAUCAUCGUGGUGAAGCAGGGCCACGAGCCCCCCACCUUCACCGGCUGGUUCCUGGCCUGGGACCCUCUCAACUGGGCCGUGAAGCCAGCUUGGUGCCUUCAUCCCAGGGCAGCUCCCGACGUGACCCUUUUCCAUGCCCCAAUCCAGGUGCUCACAUCCACAGAAGAGGUCUUCACUGCCACCACCCCACUCCUCCCUGACAAACUGGAGAUCUUCCCCCUGGACGUGCUCGUGAACACCUCGGCUGAAGACCUGCCACGGGGCGUGGAUCCCAGCAGGAAGGAGAACCCAGGGGCGAUGAACAAGCUGCCCACCCCCCAGGCCCUCCCGAGAAACCAGGGCUUUCUCAUCCCACCAGGGAAGCUGCAGCUCAGGGCUAAAGGUCUGGUGUACAACUGGAGCCGCUCCCUCUCUUAUCAUGUGAGCCUCAAUAAACACCUCCUGUACCAAAGGAAAGACAAGAAGCCACAGGCCAAGGAGAUGGUGUGUGUGGGGAGAGCACUGCUGAGGCUGGACACCAGGGAGAUCUUGUCCUUGCCCUGGAAGGGGAGGAGGGCAUCUCCCUCUUCCUAA